Molecule: messenger RNA, 900 nt
Organism: Aspergillus niger
Lineage: Eukaryota; Fungi; Ascomycota; Eurotiomycetes; Eurotiales; Aspergillaceae
Exons: 9
Coding region: 1-900 (299 amino acids)
Source: RefSeq, a predicted model, not a curated record
AUGAACCUGAAUCUGCAGGUUUGCGACGAUGGGCAUCUCCAAGCUGGCCUUGCUAUUCCAGCUAAGCAACGUGGUGUGGUCUUAUGCUUAAGGCAGGCUGUAGUUCGGCUGGCUUCUGUGGGCACCAAUGUCAGUCGCCUUUGCACACGGAUCCAUCUUGGAUACGCGGCAAUUCUCUAUGGGGAUGUGGAAACGAUGGCCAGUUUGCCCAUGGUAGUGACUGGACCGGGCGCUCUGAGAGAAUGGGGCCCGGUGGCCCUCCGGGGGCUUGCCAACGACGAAAUUAAAGAGGCGAGACUUUUCAGUGUUAAGCGAGCGGGACGGAGAUUCGAGGCUCAAGAAUACGUAAACAAACAAGGUCAACCUGGGCCCCGCACCGGAAAACAGGGUUCCUACAGUAGUGGGAUCAGGGCAGCCACGGGUGUUCACCAAUUGGCGAAACAUUACUUUACGGCAAACAGCCAUGUCAGCACUCAACAAGCGUCUAGGAAUCCCCGACGGGAUGAACUCCAUUUCCCACUACCAAUCGCUGUGGCUGACAGCGGGGGCCUGACAGGGAUGCGCGAUAGUGUCAAGGGAGCAUCGGGAAUUACUCCAAUACCGACUAAGCGGGGUGUCAGGACGGAGCAGGCGAUCAUCACGUCUGACAGGAGGGAAAGACAGCGCACACAUGUAAACGCAAGAGGGGGGCCACACGGCAUCUCCGCUGGAAGGUAUGCUGGUGGCGGAAUUUCGGGGGAAUUGAAUGGAGUCAUGUCAGUCGCUUCACUAGCAUCGGGUCUGUUGCCAGUAGCCGCCGUUGGGAUUACGGGCCAUUUCAAUGGACCUCUCCAGACCCAAAGAUAUGGUUAUAUCACAAUGGUCAUGGUGUCGUUGGCUCAUUACGGCCUCGAAAAUUAA